CAGCUGACUAGGUUAGUUAACUACCAACUGAACCAAUACAUAUGUAUAUAUAUACACACACACACACACACACAUACACAUAUAUACACACACACAUAUAUACAUACACACAUACAUACAUACAUAAAAGCACUGCUGCCAAACUAGACUUGAAGACUAUUGAGCAAGUCUCCUUUGUCGCCCUCAAUUCGAGGGGGUCGGCGGCCAGCUCCUGUUGUGGGCUUUCUAGAGUUCGAGCCUCGCAAGGCUUGGCACACAUGACACCUUCAGCCCGGCGGCUUAUGCGAUGAGUCAAUCGGCGUCGUGCGAAGUGCCGUGUGACAGCACAUUCGCCCACUUACUAUAUAUUCACCCGCGAGUUCUGCUCGCGUGCAACUGAUAAAAGGGGUGGGCGCCAUGCCCAAAACCGCCUUACCACCAGCAUGUCGUCGAUUGCAAGCAGAAUCUACGAUGCAAGCCCCCACAACCACGAGCUGCUCUCAAGACUCGCGGAAACUCGCUUUGCAAUAAGAGACCUGGAUAUACACGAAACUCGCAUCGCCGAGAUUGAUGCAGACCUGUUGGCUGCAAAGCAGCGGGUUCGUCAAUUGGACGAGAAGCGCGAGUCAGACCUGAAGAGACACACCUCCUACCGCGACAGCGUCGUCAAGAAGCUCGCCUAUCGACUGAGCGGACAGAGUCGCGAAUUUGCUUUUCGUGCACAGAGCGGCCAACAGGAGUACUUUGAUGUGUUGCAGCAAGAGCAACAGGCCAAAGAAGAGGAAGACAGGAUCUCGGCCCGAAGGCAUGAGGCACUCGCGACUCGGGGCAUGUUAAAGGCAGCUGUAGAGCGCCACAACCAAGCUCAAUCCGAACUCGACGUGCUCUACGACAGUAUUUUCCACGGCCCGAAUCCAGAAUUUCCCGAAGAGGAUGAGUUUGAAAGGCAGGCUGAAGCAGCGUUGCAUACUUAUCACUGCGCUGAAAUGAAGACACAGACUGCUUGCAGACUCCUCGACAAAUUGACGACAGCGAGACAGAAAGCGGACCAUGCGCUGGGCGAGAUUAUCGAAGCUCUCAAAGGCGGCCAACUUUCCUCGAGCACCGUUGAGAGGAAGAGGCUUGAAACUGCCGACUUGGAGCUUAAGAGCAUGCGCCAGUUGAUGGCGGAAGCACAGGCAAUAUUGCCUACAAUCAACACCUUGCCGCCAGUCGAUAUCCGUUUCAAGCUCCUGACGAGUGAUGUGUACGAUAAUCCCUGGAGUACGAUGGCCCUCCAUGAUAUGAUGAGGGGGUGGAGGUCUGGGACCCAGGCUUGUGUGGAUGAGAUUCAAAAGGAACUGGUCAAGGCUAGAUCACGAUAUGAUGAAGCCUUUGAGAAUGCCAAGGCCAGGUCAAGCGUUUUGAGGACAGUCAAGGAUGAGUUGCAAUCAUGCAGAUCUGAGAUAUUCGCCAUUGUGAGGUCCGCCACCAUCGAUGGAGGAGACAGUGAGAGCCCACCACCUUAUUGAAACAAAUGGGAAACAUUUUGUGCAAUUAUACAUCAUUGAGAGCAUGGUUAGUGUUAUGGAAAGGUUUACUACAUACUGUAAUGUCUAUUUGGAGCUUUGAAAAAUAUGUGGGGAAGGGUGGGUAAUACAGGUUGUUGUACUUCAGUAUGAAUUCUGAGGCAUGUCAACCAUUCAGGAUAUGGUCGCAACAGUUCACAUGACUCGGUCUUUAUUAUUCUGAGUUGGCAACGAUAUUUCACACAUUGUCAGCUGGACCAAACGACAACAAUCCUUGAUGACCACAGUUGCAAUCCCACAAGGAUGUAUGCAGACAUCGCCCACGUCACCUAUGCCAGAG
Messenger RNA from Truncatella angustata, 1827 nucleotides. RefSeq lists its product as uncharacterized. Bases 423 to 1490 code for a protein of 355 amino acids. The transcript has a single exon. The record is from RefSeq and is a predicted model, not a curated record. Lineage: Eukaryota; Fungi; Ascomycota; Sordariomycetes; Amphisphaeriales; Sporocadaceae.